This is a messenger RNA of Dioszegia hungarica, 999 nucleotides long. RefSeq names its product protein phosphatase type 1. The coding region runs from base 1 to 999 and encodes 332 amino acids. Lineage: Eukaryota; Fungi; Basidiomycota; Tremellomycetes; Tremellales; Bulleribasidiaceae. The record is from RefSeq and is a predicted model, not a curated record. Gene Ontology annotation, molecular function: protein serine/threonine phosphatase activity. The transcript has 10 exons. Gene Ontology annotation, cellular component: cytoplasm; nucleus.
AUGUCUGGCGAAAACACCGAGAUUGACCUCGACUCCAUAAUCGACCGUUUACUGGAAGUCAGGGGAAACCGCCCCGGAAAGGUCGUUCAGCUGCAAGAGUACGAAAUCAAGUAUCUGUGCACAAAAGCUCGCGAGAUCUUUAUCAGCCAACCGAUCCUCCUUGAGCUCGAAGCGCCCAUCAAGAUAUGCGGUGAUAUUCACGGCCAGUACUACGAUCUCCUCCGUCUAUUCGAAUACGGCGGUUUCCCACCAGAAGCCAACUACCUCUUCCUCGGCGACUAUGUCGACCGAGGCAAGCAAUCCCUCGAGACGAUCUGUUUGUUGUUGGCGUACAAGAUCAAGUACCCCGAGAACUUCUUCAUUCUGAGAGGGAACCACGAGUGUGCGAGUAUCAACAGGAUCUAUGGGUUUUACGAUGAGUGCAAGAGGAGGUAUAACAUCAAGCUGUGGAAGACAUUCACCGAUUGCUUCAACUGCUUGCCUAUCGCUGCUAUCAUCGACGAGAAGAUCUUCACAAUGCACGGCGGUUUGAGCCCGGACUUGCAGAGCAUGGAGCAGAUCCGCCGAGUCAUGCGCCCGACAGACGUACCCGAUACCGGCCUCCUCUGCGAUCUCCUUUGGUCCGAUCCCGACAAGGACAUUACAGGCUGGUCAGAGAAUGACCGAGGUGUAUCCUUCACUUUCGGCCCGGAUGUCGUUUCGCGGUUCCUGCAGAAGCACGAUAUGGACCUGAUUUGUCGAGCGCACCAGGUCGUAGAGGAUGGAUACGAGUUCUUUGCCAAGCGGCAAUUGGUCACUCUCUUCUCGGCGCCUAAUUACUGUGGAGAGUUUGAUAAUGCCGGCGCGAUGAUGAGUGUUGACGAUACCCUGCUGUGUUCAUUCCAAAUCCUCAAGCCUGCGGAAAAGAAGGCGCCUAAAUAUGGGGGAUACGGAGCAGGUGCCGGACGGCCUGCCGUGACUCCGCCAAGGAAGAAUAAGAAGGGAGGGAGGCCUGCAUGA